This is a messenger RNA of Penicillium psychrosexuale, 858 nucleotides long. RefSeq names its product RNA recognition motif domain-containing protein. Bases 1 to 858 code for a protein of 285 amino acids. The record is from RefSeq and is a predicted model, not a curated record. Gene Ontology annotation, molecular function: RNA binding. Lineage: Eukaryota; Fungi; Ascomycota; Eurotiomycetes; Eurotiales; Aspergillaceae. The transcript is spliced from 3 exons.
AUGUCAGGGUGGGAUGGUAAGACGGCUACAGCUCCUACCAAGUCUCCCUUUGCAAAUGCCCGUCCCGAUGGUCGAGCUUUCAACUCUCCCAAUUGGCGCAUGAAGGUUGCAAGCCCAACACCAUCACCAUCGCGCACCAACGCUAGCCCGAGCCCGAGCCCCAACCCCAACCCCAAUACCUCCCGCGCAGCCUUCAGCCGGCCCGGAGCGCACGUCCCUCAAGCGAUUAACGAUGGGCGCCGCCUAUACGUCGGCAACAUGCCAUACACGGCCAAGAUGGAGGAUGUGGAGGCGCUGUUCAUAGCGGCCGAGUUCCCUAUCGAGCGCAUAGAUAUUGCCAUUGAUCCUUUUACCGGCCGGAACCCCUCCUACUGCUUCGUUGACCUGCAGAACAAGGAGCAUGCUGAGCGCGCCAUGACCGAGCUCAAUGGCCGCGAUAUGCUGGGUCGCCCUGUCAAGAUCAAGCCCGGUGUCGCCAAGUCUCAGGAGCGCAUUCAGAACCCGCCUGAGCCGUUCCGCAUUGAUCGUUGGCGCCAGCAAGAGAGACCUAGCUUUGCGAAGGUCAACAGUGACUCCAGCAACCGCGUGUAUGUAGGUGGUCUGCCGCGGUUGACCGACCACGGGGCUGUGCAGAGCAACAUCGAGCUUUUCUUCCGAGGAUUCAAGGUUGAGAAUGUUAGCAAGGUCUUCGCCCCCCACCCCGCUAAGCGGUUCGAUCCGGGCGAGCACUACUAUCUGUUCGUCGAUGUGGGUACUCCCGAGCAAGCCCAGAAAGCUAUGGAUACACUGAAUGGCCAGCAAGGACCGUGGGGUGGUCCGCUACGCGUCCAGUUUGCUCGUGGUCCCAAGGAUGCCUGA